Molecule: messenger RNA, 3349 nt
Organism: Salmo salar (Atlantic salmon)
Lineage: Eukaryota; Metazoa; Chordata; Actinopteri; Salmoniformes; Salmonidae
Source: RefSeq, a predicted model, not a curated record
UCUGGCAAGCUGAGGCUUAGGAGGGAGUCAAUGAAGGGGGCAGCAGACUCUGAUGGGGGGAGUGUAGAAGAACUAGAAGAGAAUGAUGCCGGAAAACAUGCCAAAACUAAAAGGGGAGGACGUUCAAGGUAUCCUUUCUUUCCAGAAGAGGGUCAAAGGAUAAAUAUUCUGAAGACCUGAAGGAUCGUGACAGCGGCACACUACGUCGAGGAUCAAAGGAGAGAUUUUCUGAAUCCAAGGAUGGAGAGAGCAAUAGUCUCCGUUGGCGGUCAAAGGAGGGAUUUUUGGAUGAAGACUUCGCAAAGAAAGGGGUAGAUGUCUUCUCUGCAGAUUACGAAGAUAAGGAGAAUUACAUGGAGCACGGCAAGCCGAAGAAAUCAUUCAAAUUCAAGAUGCCCCUUGUGCAUCGCAGAGGAUCUAAGGAUCGAUUUUCAGCUGACCAUCUUGAGAAAGCUUCAGGCCUACAUUUGCCUCAACAUAGAGCGAAUGUAUAAUUUUCUUAUCUGUGUGUUUGUAAACAAAAAGAGCCAUAUAUUGGUGUACAAAAUCUGUGUUGACAUAUUCCUGUGGUGUGUUUUCCAGGAGGGCUUGCUAGAUGAUGACUUUCCUCAGAAGGAAGAAGGAUUCAUAUCUCCAGGGGAGAAUGAAGAUGAAGAACAUAAUGGGAUGGAAUACUCCAAACAGGCCGUGGGUUUGGAUGAGAACUCUGAAGAGGAGGCAGAGGAACGUGAUGGGAUGGGUGGAUUUAAAAAAAGUAAACGAGUCAAAAUUAAGUUUGUGCCUCACAGAGGGUUCGCAAUCUGCCUCGAAAAGGAUGAACCAACAGGCGCUCAUGGAUACACACCUCGUAGAGGUUCAAAGAUGAUUCAUGAGAAACCUCUUGAUGAAUUUAAAGGUGCCCAUGGUUAUACACCCCGCAAGGAGUCCAAGGUUAAUAUUUUUGAGGAAACAGACGAAGUGAAAAGCUACACCCCGCAGUCACACCCCAAGCAGAGCUUUUUGGAUGAUUACUUACCUCAGAAGGGGGCAGGUUUCUCCUCAGCAGGAGAGGUAGAAGAAUAUCAACAGAAUGUGAUGGAAGACUGCAAACCGAAGAAACCAUUCAAAUUAAAAGUCCUUCAUAUGAAUCGUCGGAAAUCUGGGAGUGCUGAGGAGAAUUCUCGGACUAGUGGUACACAACAGUACUCCCCACAAAGGAGAUCAGAGGAGGGCUUUCUGGACAGUGAUGUGCCUCAGAAGGGAGCAGAUCUCUUCUAUGCUGGACAGAUAGAAGAUGAACAGAAUGAGAUGGAAGACUGGAAACCGAAGAAACCAUCGAAAUUUAAGAACCAACUUGCAAGUCGGCGCAAGUCAAACCAAAUCCAGGAAACAUUUCUAUAUGAAAAGUCACAGAUUGGUUCAGAGCGCUACACACCUCGACGAGCAUCCCAUGAGGGCUUUCUGGAUGAUGACACUUCUCGGAGGAGGUCAGAUCUCUUCUCAGCAGGAGGGAACGGAGAUGAUUAUGGACAGGAUGAUAUAGAAGACUGCAAACCAAAAUCAUUCAAAUUUAAAGCCCCUCAUAAGCAUCGCAAAGAAACUAAGGUAAUUGUGUGUGUGGGUGGUGUUACUGCCAUAUGUUUACUGAUGUUUGUGUUGGUUUCUCUCUCACUCACUCACUCACUCACUCAGACUAAAGCGAGAGAUGGAAGGAUGACCGAGUACCCACCAGGAGCUACAUCUAGUGACUACUACUUUUCAGAGGCUGCAGAGGCUGAGUGGCGUUCUGCUCAGAUUGACGAACAGCUUGCAGAAGGUCUGGAGGAUGAGGAGGAGGAAGAGGGGGACACUGACAGCUUGAUGGAGUGGUGGAACACUGUGGAACAAUGGGAUGAGCUGCCUUCAGAUGAUGAAGACAAGACGGUGAAGGACGAUGAGACUAGGUCAUUCACCCUACUGGCGGAGAAGGUGCACCGCGGCCUGAGUGUCUUCAACAAGGUGUUCACGGAGCGUGCCGAGGUCCUCUGGCAGUACGUCAUCAAGCUCUAUGCCCUCGCCGACGACAUCACCUCCUUCCAUAAGAAGGCCAAGAUCGGCAACAUCACCGGCGGCACCACCGCCGCCGUCGGGGGAGGUGCGGCCAUCGUCGGCCUGGCCCUUGCCCCCUUCACCUUCGGCGCCUCGCUCAUCAUCACGGCUGUGGGCGUCGGAGUGGCGGCGGCCGGCGGGAUCACGUCGGCCUCGGCAACCAUCUCGGACAACGUGAACAACAUGCAGGACAGGAAGAAAGUGGAGGUGGUUCUGGAGGAUUAUGAGGCGAGAAUGGAGGAGUUGGUGAAGAUCUUGAGGUUCGUGUGCCAGGGGCUGUAUAGACUCAGGGGGCAUCCUCUCCUCCGGAGAGGAACCCAGCACUACUCUGGAGACUGGGAGGUCCGCAGGGCCGUUCAAAUGGUCAGCCUAGUGGAUAGACCUGUGUUGAGGGCCACAGAGGUAACAGAAGGAGCUGCUGUGGCCCUCAGGGGCCUCUUCAAAGGAAUGGAUAAAUAUUUCACCAAGGACUCUCGUGAGCUAAAGAAAGGGUUUAAGAAAGAGGUGGUGUUUAAGAUUAGGCAGGUAGCUCAGGUGCUGCACGAGAGCCUGGUGGAGCUGAAUGCUAUCAGGGAGGAGCUGCAGGAUGCUAAUGGAAAUAUAUGAAACAGUUCAACUCCCACAAUGCAACGUGUCUUAUGCAACUCACGCCCCCCCUCUACCGUCCAAACUGAGUUUUGUGGGAGUUUGUUUGUUUUCAAGAUCUUUUAGAUUUUUUUUUUUUUUUACAUAAACCUAACAAGGAUUUUCCCAACUUUCCUGUUCCUCUUUAAACGAAAAGGAGAAACUGAACAUUUGCCUGGUAAUAAAUGAAGUUACAAACUCUGAUUGCAUUCUGCAAUUUGGACAACUAUGCAGCAUAAUAAGCUUUUACUUACAAAGAACUUUUAUGUAUGACUUUACUGGAUUGUGAAGUAGUAGGCCUAAGAUCUUGAAUACGUGUUUAUAACUAGCUUAGGCUACACAUUCAGCGCUGUUUUUUAGGCACACAGAAAAUCACCUGACAACUCAUGACACUGGAUUUAGAGAUUUUGUUUUUCGCCACUGAUUGUUGCUUUGUAAAGCAUAUUUUCAAGUUAUUUCCUUUGUUAUUGUUCAUGUGAUAUAUCAUGUAGCCAUGGAUCUACUCUAGCUAUUCUUUUAAAACAGAGUAUAUAUUUCAACAUUUAAUAAAUAGGUUAUUUAUCCUGUAACCAAAUGAAAUGUGCAAUGUUGAUGAUAACUAAUAGCGUAAUGAGGCUGCUAUUGGAAUUGUGUUAAUAAAGAUAAUUAUGCAUUUGAA